Messenger RNA from Physcomitrium patens, 3998 nucleotides. NCBI's taxonomy places the organism in Eukaryota, Viridiplantae, Streptophyta, Bryopsida, Funariales, Funariaceae. The record is from RefSeq and is a predicted model, not a curated record.
UUAAGGCCGAGUCCCUGAAUUCCAACUUUGUCUUCGAUCAGGCAGCCGCGUCGCGACCCUGCUCCGUAACACUGGCCGACGUCGGUCCCGAUGCACGGAGCGCUGCGACGACGCUGUAAAAUCCGCUCUGUUGAGCGCUCAUCCGAGAGUUCACAGCAAAUUUUCAAGCCUGAAGGAGCUGUGUACGAGAGUGGGAGACCUUUGGAGCAUGUGGAUUGCCGUGUCUGUUCGGCACAGACGCUUUCUCAGCAGGUCGUGGAAGGGCGCGUAUCGUCGGAAUCAGGAUUGCGAGUGCUGGUGGAGGCAAUGAGCUUGGUUCCGUGUGCGAGAGAUUUCUUCUUCUUCUUCUUCUACUUCCUCCUGGGUUCUCAGAGAGGUGUGUUGAUGCGAUGAAGCAACCGUUGCUGUAGCAGCGUGGUGCAAUUGUGAGUGCUUUGGAUCGAGUGCUUGUUGCUGGUGUGUAAGCAAUCAGUUUUUCGGUCACGUCUAGGACUUUGACCUUUCAUUGGGCAAGAUAUAGUAGGCCCGGCCGUCCUUAAGGACAAGUCCAACUCAGUUCCUAGUCUUAAAAGACGAAGGGGGAGUGGUGUGAGUGUUUCGAAGCAGUUGCAUUGGUGGCUCUCCUUCAUGCCCCAAUAAAGUCCUUACCUACAAAUUUCGCCACUACCACGACCAUUCGCAGAAUUCUGCCACGAAUUAUUCUUAAGCGGGUAGUGUCAUAAGUCGGACUUAUAUUGGGCUCAACUAGAGCUUGGUCGUUUCUAGAUAAAUUCAUUAGGAUCAGGAAAUUUCGUUAAAUUUUCGAAUUCGUUUAAGAAGUCGUUUGGAUUUCGUGUUGAUUUUCCGACAUCGCACCUGGAAAUUGGUCUUGGUUGACCGCGUAGCUAGUCAUUAUCUAGUGUGAGACAUUAGGCGGAAUUAAAUCGUAUUUUGAAUCGCUUACUUGCCGAUCAUGCUUCUGGACGCGAAGUAGGGAGAAGUCAUUUAGGGCCUCAGUUACUGUUCGUGUGAAUAUUUUAUGUAAGUGCAGGGGUUUUAAGAUAGAGGUCGAAUUUCGAUCAACAGCGCUUGAUCAGUUUCAGUUUUCUCAGCUUUACCGUGCUGCAAGCUUCGUAGUAAUUGGGAUCAUCGCUAAAAGAUUCAUUAACUUACUAAAAGAUAAUGGUAAUGGAUCUGAUUUUCAAUAGCACAAGGGUUUGAUUAGCUAAGUUUCGCCCCUGGCUACACCAUCGAAGGAUCAAUACUACUGCCCAUCUGUUUUUUUUUUUUGGAGCACGCCAACUUGAAGAUACUCGAUCGGAUAUAGAAAGGGCAUACAGACAAUUGGAGCAGUGCGCUGCUGGAUUUGCCAGGAGUUGCGAAUCCUCUCGACAGCACUUCAUACGCAGCUUUACUGUAAACAUAAAUUAUUGAUCCAAGCUCGAUUGCACGGUAUCGUUGUCCGUGGUGGUUAAUUCUUCUGAAGCGGGUUCACCAUAAGCGGAGCUACGAUUGCAAGAGUUUUCGCGGUAGAGAGAUUGGCAUGUUUUGCGCCACCGACUAAUUCUCAGGCGUCCCCUGGAGGUUCCUCACCAUGGAUUCAGGAAGAGGAGCAGGGAGGAGCAGCAUGGAUAGUCUCAAAAGAACUGGGAGGACGUUGUUUUUCCUGAUAAACAUGGUGGGGUCACUGAUUGUGCCAUCAGGCCCCAUUCUCGUUUCCAUCUUAGACAUUGGCAUCGUUCUCUCCACUUUCACCUGCUGCUCUUCUUGUUUCACAUUCCGAGCAGACUUGGCAACUUGCGGUUGUAGGGGUUCUCUUGUGGACAUCCCGCUUCUGUCCUUGGGCCGCUCUGUUGCUGCUCUAUGCGCCCAUGCUCUUUGCGGUGUUCCGAGUCUCUGCCAUGCUCCUUACUUGUGUAUCACUAUCAUAUCCGGGAUUUGUACUACCGUGCUUCUAUCAGUCAAGGCUUGUAUGUACGAGAAUUUCUAUGUCUCCACCGGAACUCCAACGCUGGCGGUCGAAAGAAGAUACAAAAUGGGCCUGCCGUUGCUUCUGGUCGCAUCAGCCGUGUUCGCAAUUGUGCACAUUUUUGUAGCUUAUAAGACAAGGUGUCAGGCUCGUCGCAAGCUGUAUUUGAGGAAAAUAGAUCUGGAUGGGGUUUCGAGCAGCAAGAUUUCAAUGAAUGGAUACCAGCGUGUUUCUCGAGCAUUUUCACCAAAAUUUCUCAGGAGAAACGAUUUGGAGAGUAAUUUGAUAACCAAUCUUCAACAGGAGGAAAAUGAUUUGCCGGCUCAUCUGCUUGCAGAUUAUGAUAGUUUGUUUAUGGAUGUGAGGGGGGUUCUCGUGCAUUACAAAUUAAUUGAGGGUAGUUUGCUCAAUAAAAUUCCCUUGAGAAAUAGUUAUGAGAGCCUCGAAGUGUUUCCACACCCACACAGCUCAUCUUCCAAAGAUUCAUCUGGUUUUUCGACAACGUGGAACCCACUUGCCCGGCCGUCUAUCAUCGAGACUUCGCCUACGUCUGUUGAUACACCGAUUUCGAGGGAUGGUGCAGGCGAUUAUAACUUCUUGACUUGUGUAUCCUCAUCUUGGGGAAAUAUUCCACCAGCUCCUCAUGAAUGGCCUGCAAGCCUGCACCAAACUCGCAACGGAUCAGAGAUUAUGCCCUCGGUCCCAUCGAAUACUGAAAGUAGCGAGUUUAAUGGAAAAACUUCUGCGGUUAUUUUCAUUCAUGGUUUUGGCGGUGGGGUAUUUUCAUGGAGGCAUGUCAUGGGCACCAUAGCCAGGGAAGUUGGUUGUAGGGUUGUUGCCUUCGAUCGACCUGGGUGGGGACUCACAAUUCGGCCUCGAAGAACUGAGUGGGAACCGAAAGGACUGCCAAACCCUUACGAACUGCAGACACAGGUGGGUUUGCUCUUUGCCUUUUGCAAGCAGUUGGGGCUGACCUCAGUUGUUCUAGUCGGUCAUUCUGAUGGAGGACUGCUUGCGCUCAUGGCCGCUGCCCAGGCUUUGAAGUCGAGAGAUUCUAUACAGGUUGAAGUGAAAGGAUUGGUCCUGGUGUGUGUUAGUCUUGCAAGAGAGGUUGUUCCAUCAUUUGCUCGAGUAUUGUUGCACACAACUCUUGGGCGUCACAUGCUGAGGUUGCUUCUGCGCUCAGAAAUUGCGCAGGUUACUACUCGUCGUGCCUGGCAUGAUUCUUCGAAGCUCACCUCAGAGACUUUGGAUCUUUACAAGGCGCCGUUGCACGUCGAAAACUGGGACAAGGCCUUGUCCGAGGUUAGCAAGGCUACUAUGGGGUUGUCUACCUCAAGUGCGGCUGAGUUAUUGCGAUGUAUGGCGGAUUUGCCUGCCUUGGUUGUGGCGGGGAUUCAAGAUAACCUGGUGCCCAUAAAAUCUGCCCAAUCUUUGACUUCUCAGCUUCCAAGCUCGAGGCUACUGGCAAUACCAAAUUGUGGACAUCUACCGCAUGAAGAAUGCCCGGAUGCCUUGCUUUCAGCGUUGAUCCCGUUUGCAUCUAGGCAACUUGGCAACCAAGCAGUUUUUUUCAAAACCAAGAUCCAUGCUGACAUUUCCCGAUCCGUUCAGUGAUGAGACAAACUUGUUGACGGACACUUUUAGGUAGGAGUAAGCUCCUUGGUUUCAUAGGUGAAGCGGCAAUUCGAUGGGCCUCUUUCCAAUGAUGCCAAGCCCAGACCCUGACGAUGAUUCGACGGGGUGGGAUUUUAACUACCUCUAUUCCAUUGCGUCUUUCAUAUUUAGUGAAGAGUGAGAGGCUACAAUGUUGCUCCAUCCUUCCCACCAAUUCCUGGCCAUCCUCAACAGUCAGAGGGAAGUGCUUCCAUGUCUAACUGUCAUGGAGCAUACCAUCUUGUAUUAUCAGUAUAAUAGUAGCAGCAGCCAAUGAUGGUGUGUGAGUGUAGUAGUAGCAGCAGCCACUGCAGACGACCCGCAAUCUUCCUGUACCCUGUUCUUGAUCAAAAAGUAAAUGCACAACAGUGCAGCGGAUCUAAUUUUCAAUGAA